AUGACUACAAAAUUUCUAGGUUUGCUAGCGUUUGCAAACUCCAUGGUUUUGGCCGAGACGACUUGGAGCGAGAACCUGGUCCUUGCCGACUGCGGCAUUGGUCUAGGUGUGAAUGGUGGCUCUACAUCACGCGAGAUCAUGUACUACUCCGCCGCGGCAUGGGGCGCCCCAAAAUAUAUGAAUAGUGUUCCGUGGGACGGCUCCUACCCUUGGCGUAGUAAUGGUGUCUCUCAGACUCUUCCCAAUGGUGACAAAUGGACUGUGUCUAUCAACAACGGUGUUGGAGAUCCAAAUUUCGCCGGAUGGGCCUUUCACACUUACGACUCCGUUGCUCUGACAUGCUGGAGUCGGCAUCUCGACGGCCUCUUCACAUUAGCUGACGGAAAAAAGUGCAGUAUGGCAUAUAUCUGCAACCAUCAACCAUCUCCUGCUCCGGCUCCAGUUCCGGCGCCACCUCCACCCCCACCUCCACCCCCACCUCCACCCCCACCUCCACCUCCACCUCCACCUUCUGGCCCCUCUGGCCGAGGACGCGACACCUGGUGCCUUGAAAUAUCAACCCCUAUCACCCGCGAUGGACACCUGAAUACGGGUCUUGAGCUUUGCGGACGUGAUCAGGCUUGCCGCCACCAGGUGGACCUUGGCCACGAUGACUGCCGAAAGGUGGACCGCCUAAUCAAUAGCAACACAUACGUACGCGAGAAGUGUACAGAUGACGGGUGGUGCUUCUACUUAUACGCCUACUACUUUGAGAAGGACGAACCGGGCGACACAACCCCAAGGGAAGGGCACAAACACGAUUGGGAGCACGUGGCAGUCUGGACGCAGAACGGAGAAGCAAAGAUCCUUGGCUGGUCGGCUCACGGAAAGUAUGACGUGGAUUAUUCUAACAGAGUCGAAUGGGAGGGCAAUCAUCCUAAGUUCGUGAUACAUCGCGAUUGGGCUAAGAAGAAUGAGGCACCUGAGAAUAUCAAGGGGAGGUGGUCUCGCUCUCCGUUGGUCAGCAUGGAAAAGAUCGAGGGAGCGCUCAAGGAAAAACUCAUGAAUCAUGACUGGGUCCACGCUCAGUUUGAUCUGAAGGAUGGACGAUUCAAUCAGGCAUAUUGGUCAACUUGGGCAAACGCUCACCCUGAUCCAGUGCCACGACCAGAUCCCGGUCGACCACAUGAGUAG
Messenger RNA from Parastagonospora nodorum SN15, 1173 nucleotides. RefSeq lists its product as hypothetical. The record is from RefSeq and is a predicted model, not a curated record. NCBI's taxonomy places the organism in Eukaryota, Fungi, Ascomycota, Dothideomycetes, Pleosporales, Phaeosphaeriaceae. Bases 1 to 1173 code for a protein of 390 amino acids. The transcript is spliced from 3 exons.